This is a messenger RNA of Tarenaya hassleriana, 1583 nucleotides long. RefSeq names its product flavin-containing monooxygenase FMO GS-OX-like 4. The record is from RefSeq and is a predicted model, not a curated record. The coding region runs from base 59 to 1426 and encodes 455 amino acids. NCBI's taxonomy places the organism in Eukaryota, Viridiplantae, Streptophyta, Magnoliopsida, Brassicales, Cleomaceae. Gene Ontology annotation, molecular function: NADP binding; N,N-dimethylaniline monooxygenase activity; flavin adenine dinucleotide binding. The transcript has 7 exons.
AUCAACCUGGCCUCUUCCCUACGUGGCUGAAGAAUUUCUGAGAAAAUCUCGUGCUUUAAUGGCGCCGUCUCUUUCGCCAAUCAAAACGCACCACGUGGCGGUCAUAGGCGCCGGAGCCGCCGGGCUUGUGGCGGCGCGUGAGCUCCGUCGCGAGGGUCACUCUGUGGUCGUCUUCGAGCGUCAAAACCAAGCCGGAGGAACAUGGAUCUACACCGAUCACGUCGAAUCCGAUCCAUUGAGCCUGGACCCGACCCGACCCGUCGUCCACUCGAGCGUCUACGGCUCUCUCCGCACGAAUCUUCCCCGAGAAUGCAUGGGUUUCAGGGAUUUUCCAUUCGUGACCCGACCCGGCGAGUCCAAAGACCCGAGAAGGUUCCCGGCUCAUUCUGAGGUUUUGUCGUAUCUGCAAGAGUUCGUGCGAGAGUUUGAGAUCGAGGAGAUGAUUCGGUUCGAGACGGCGGUUGUGAAGGUAGCUCCGGCGGCGGGGGACGGCGGAGAUGGCGGGAAAUGGAGGAUCGAGUCGACAGAGAAAGGGAAGUGCAGUUCUCGUGAUGAGAUUUAUGAUGCCGUUGUUGUCUGUAAUGGCCAUUACAUAGAACCUCGUCUCGCUGAAAUUCCUGGCAUCAGUUCUUGGCCGGGGAAGCAGAUGCAUAGCCACAACUUUCGUGUUCCAGAGCCAUUCAAAGAUCAGGUUGUUGUGCUGAUCGGGAGCUCGGCUAGUGCUGAUGAUAUAAGCAGGGACAUAGCUGCUGUUGCCAAGGAGGUUCAUGUGGUAUCUAGAUCAAAUUCCGCCGAUUCAUAUAUAGAGCAGCCCGGUUAUGAUAAUCUUCGGAUGCAUUCUAUGAUAGAACGUGCCGAUGAAGAUGGUUCUGUGGUUUUCCAAAACGGGAGAACAGUUUUUGCUGAUGUUAUUAUGCAUUGCACCGGGUACAAGUAUCACUUCCCGUUUCUUGAAACCAAUGGAAUAGUUUCUGUGGAUGAUAACCGAGUUGGGCCGUUGUACAAGGAUGUCUUCCCACCGAAAUUGGCACCAUGGCUCUCCUUCAUCGGUAUCCCAUGGAAGGUCGUACCUUUCCCGAUGUUUGAGCUGCAAAGCAAAUGGAUCGCGGGUAUUCUCUCGGGUAGGAUCCCACUCCCUUCUGAGGAAGAGAUGAUGGAAAAUGUCAAAACUUUCUACGCAAAGCUCGAAGCUGAAGGGAUCCCCAAGCGAUAUACUCAUCGAAUGGGCAAUACCCAGUUCGAAUACAAUAACUGGUUGGCCUCGCAAUGUGGGUGUCCCGAGAUGGAAGAAUGGAGAAAAGAGAUGUAUUUGGUGACCGGGUUGAGAAAGAGGGCUCGUCCCGAGACGUACCGUAACGAAUGGGACGAUCAUCAUUUGGUUUCCGAAGCUCUUGAGGAUUUUGCUCUGUACACUUCACAAGUUUGAUGUGAGGAGGAGGUAAAAACAAAUACAAAAAGUGCAAACCGGUAAAUAUGUUCAAAUCUGGAAAACGUUGGUUGAACCGGGUUUUGUCAUACAUAAUAUAUUGGCAAAAGAAUAAAAUGAAAUUGGUGGAAUACAUGUUCACCUCACGAUCCUGUUA